AAAUCAAAUGCUGUUGAACGUGAAGAAUUUGUGACGAUAAAAGUAGGCGAAGAGCAGUCUGAACGUGACGAUGUUGCAAAUAAAAACCUUCCACAAGAGGCAAAGAUGGAUCUCUAUCAUCCUAAACUCUUAACUUAUGGCAGUAGGAAUGAUGAUAUAAGUCAUGCUCAAACCAUUGAAGGGCCAAACGGCUUGAAAUUGGUGGUAUCUGUGGAAAAACCCGAGACCACAGACGCUCCACCUACUCUAGAUGCAGAAGGUGCGGCCAGCGUAGAGCCGGCAGCAAGAAAAACUAACUCAUCCGAGUAUGGUGAUGUUUGGGAAGAUGAAGAUGAUGUGCAUUUGGAUUCUGAAGAUGUUUCCGUACCUGGCACUUCUUUCAACCCUAUGAAAAAACCACAAGUCAUAGGAGCUCUUGCAAAUGCCAACGACGAUCCGUACAAACCGAAGAUGGAGUGUCCCACGUGUGGACUGGUCCUCUAUCGUCAUAACUUCUCCACACAUUAUAGAAUUCAUACUGGAGAGCUUCCGUUUUACUGCGAGUUCUGUCCUAAGCGGUUUAGAACCACUUCAUCUUUGAAAGUCCAUGUCAGAGCGCACACAGGAGAGAAGCCUUAUGUCUGUCCUAUGUGCGGAUACUCAACAAUUACGAAACGCAACCUAGAUCGACAUAUUGAAAACCAUCAUGUGAGACUAGGAGGUUCGAGAGGACCGGCAACUAGGAAAAGCAGGUAUCGCGAAAAUGUGGAAACUGAGUGGCUGGAUGAUAUGAGAUCUCAUGUUGAACCACAAUAUGAACGAAAUAUAACUGAAAAUGUAGAGGAUCAAGAUGAUUGGGAACAACGGCGUCAUAUCGACCUCGCUCAGGACGCUAAUUCAUCUUGA
This is a messenger RNA of Strongylus vulgaris, 885 nucleotides long. Lineage: Eukaryota; Metazoa; Nematoda; Chromadorea; Rhabditida; Strongylidae. The record is from the annotation of a GenBank genome assembly.